AUGGGUGUUCAUUCUUUUUGGGAUAUAGUUGGUCCAACUGCGAAGCCGGUACGAUUAGAAUCGCUGCAGGACCGGCGAAUGGCAGUCGAUGCUUCGAUUUGGAUUUAUCAGUUUUUAAAGGCAGUUAGAGAUCAAGAAGGUAAUGCAUUAAAGAACUCUCAUAUAGUGGGUUUUUUCAGGCGUAUUUGUAAACUACUAUACUUUGGAAUCAAACCGGUAUUUGUGUUUGAUGGGGGAGUACCGGCGUUAAAGAGAAGCACUAUUCAACAGAGAAAGGAGAGAAGACAAGGAAAAAGAGAUAAUGCUAGUAUUACGGCCAGAAAAUUGCUAGCGAUUCAACUUCAAAAAAAGGAGGGUUCAGGUGCGGCCAAUAAUGUCUCUAAUGAUGACGAGAAUAAGGAAGAUAGUUCUGAACUCUUUAAACCUCAGGAUGAGUGGCAUUUGCCAGUAAUACCGGGCUUCAAAUAUGACAGGGAUGAUCAAAGGGUGGUUUCUGCAAAGACUUUCGAACAAAUGGUAAAUAAGGUGGAUGAUGAGCUUGAGAAUAUUGAUCUGGACUCUAUCAACCCAGCCUCAGCAGAGUUUGAAGAGCUGCCGAAAUCAACCCAAUACCUUAUUCUAUCCACUUUAAGACUCAAAUCAAGACUAAGAAUGGGGUACACGAGGGACCAAUUAGAGCAAUUGUUCCCUGAUAGUAUGGACUUUUCCAGGUUCCAGAUUGACAUGGUGAAAAGGAGAAAUUUCUUUACACAGAAGCUAAUGGGAGCAACAGGUGUACAUGAUGGCGGUGCAUCGAAAUUGGACGACGAGGUGAUUAAACGUGUGUCAGGUCGAAUGAACAAAGAAUAUAAGUUAACAAAGACUGAGAACGGAUGGACUUUAGGACUCGGUGAUAUGGAUGGUUCAGAGUCUCAAAAAGCGAUUCUUUUGGAUGACAAAGAUAUUGACGCUAUGAAUUACAUUCAGAAUAGAAAAGGGAGACAAGCUGAGCAUUUGAAGGCUCUCGAAAGUAGAAAUAAUGAUUUGAUAGAAGACAACGACGAUGAAGACGAUGAAAAUCUCGAAUGGGAGGAUGUUGAUGUAAAACCGCAAACGAUUCAAAAACGAGAGGACUAUUCUAUCAACGCAGCAAAAUUACCAAAACUGGGACAGCAGGUUAAUUCUGUGGGAAGCCGCUCAUUUCUGGAUAGACGACAUGAUCAAGUAUCUCCAAUGAAAAGGCCAUUUGCUCAGAUAAUUCGGCAUAUGGAGGAUAACGAAGAUGGAAGAAGAGAUGAAUUAGAAGACGAUGAUUAUGAUGAUGAUGAUGAUUAUAAGAAACAACUCGAAGAGAUAGAACUCGUAGAAGCAACGCAAAAGUCAAAGAACAUCAUGAGAAAACAAAGAGUAGAGGAUACUUUGAAAGAGAAAUCAAACAAUGUGGAGCCUAAAAACUUGGAAGAGAUUAUGGACACAGCUUUUCAAGAUAAUGAGAACGACAUGAUAAAUAAUAAUGUGACCAAAAACUUGUCACCGGUUGUGAGUUUUCAACAAGCAGCUCCGAUUAGUCAAGAUGAGAUGGUUCCAUUGACUGUUCAGCAGAAGAAACCGGUUGCUGGCGAAUCGAAAGCCGUACCGCUUACAGAAAGCGAACAAAACUUACAGCACAUUGUAAGCAAAAUACCUGAAUUCUCGUUUGGUGGUAAGGAUUCCUUUCUUUUCCAAGACAGCUCCUUGUCAAAGUCGAAGGAUGUUGUUGAAGACGACGUCAACGAGAAGCAGAACGAAAAGCCUGUGCAGGAGACACCAGCCUGGUUUUCAAGCUCUGACGUACAGCAAAACCCCUUCUCGAGCUCAAACUUUGUUAAGGACCAAGAAGUAUUAAAUACACCCAAAUCUACCGAAAAUUACCAAUUAUUAUCAGGCUUGGAUGCCCAAGAAUUGCUGCAAAAAGACGGAAAAGAUGAAGACGACAUCGAGGAAGUUAUUGAGGUUGCUUCGGAAAAGGAAGAUCAAAUGAACGAGAUGGACACUGGAUCUUUGGAAGAGAAUGGGGGCGGUCACAGAAAAGAAAGAGAGGCAUUGGCGUAUGAUUACGAUUUUUCAGAAGGAGAAGAAGAAGAUAUAGCGGAAAACAUGAGGAAAGAACAACUGGAUUUCGCUACAUUUAAGAAUGCCCUCAAUAAUAGGAUUGUGGACAAUGCGUUUGUGGAAGAUGAACUUUUCGAACAGCAGAUGAAAGACAAGAGGGAUUCCGAUGAAGUAACCACCGAUAUGAUCGUUGAAGUCCAAGAUCUGCUAUCUCGGUUCGGGAUACCGUUUAUCACAGCACCUAUGGAGGCUGAAGCUCAGUGCGCUGAACUGCUAGGUCUCAAACUAGUGGACGGCAUUAUCACUGACGAUAGUGAUGUCUUCUUGUUUGGAGGCAGCAGAGUUUACAAGAAUAUGUUCCAUGAGAAGAACUAUGUGGAAUUCUAUGACUACCAGAGCAUCAAGCAAAACCUCGGAUUAGAUCGCGAUACUAUGAUCGAACUGGCUCAACUUUUGGGGAGCGACUAUACAAAUGGGAUUAAAGGUAUGGGACCGGUAUCCAGUAUGGAAGUUUUGGCAGAGUUCGGAAAUUUGAUAAAAUUCAGAGAUUGGUACAAUGAAGGCCAGUUCGACACGAAAAAACAACAAGCAGAAAAUAAGUACGAAAGGGAUCUAAGAAAAAGAUUGGUGAAAAAUGAAGUUGUUCUGAGUUCUGAUUUCCCCAGUGAACUCGUCCGCGAUUCUUACCUAAGCCCUGAAGUAGAUCACGAUAAAUCUACUUUUAUUUGGGGUGCCCCCGACCUGGAUAUGUUACGUCAAUUUAUGAGAGCACGAGUAGGUUGGACACAGGAGAAAUCUGACGAAAUUUUGGUGCCCUUGAUUAGAGACAUCAACAACCGUAAGAAGCAAGCGAGACAAAUGACUUUAAAUGAAUUCUUUCCCUCAGAGUAUAUUCAAGAGAAGAAGCUCAAUUUUGGUAAGAGGCUCACUACGGCAUCUAAUAAAUUGAAGAAACGAAAGAUGAAAUAA
Messenger RNA from Torulaspora delbrueckii, 3039 nucleotides. RefSeq names its product ssDNA endodeoxyribonuclease RAD2 (gene RAD2). Bases 1 to 3039 code for a protein of 1012 amino acids. Gene Ontology annotation, molecular function: single-stranded DNA binding; DNA endonuclease activity. Gene Ontology annotation, cellular component: nucleus. NCBI's taxonomy places the organism in Eukaryota, Fungi, Ascomycota, Saccharomycetes, Saccharomycetales, Saccharomycetaceae. The transcript has a single exon. Gene Ontology annotation, biological process: nucleotide-excision repair. The record is from RefSeq and is a predicted model, not a curated record.